Molecule: messenger RNA, 840 nt
Organism: Aplysia californica (California sea hare)
Lineage: Eukaryota; Metazoa; Mollusca; Gastropoda; Aplysiida; Aplysiidae
Product: signal recognition particle 54 kDa protein-like
Exons: 9
Coding region: 1-840 (279 amino acids)
Biological process (GO): SRP-dependent cotranslational protein targeting to membrane; SRP-dependent cotranslational protein targeting to membrane, translocation
Cellular component (GO): cytosol; signal recognition particle, endoplasmic reticulum targeting
Molecular function (GO): endoplasmic reticulum signal sequence receptor activity; ATP hydrolysis activity; 7S RNA binding
Source: RefSeq, a predicted model, not a curated record
AUGGUAUUCUUAGUCCAUGUGAGCCAUUAUGUGCCUCUUUUCCUCACCCAAGUGGAACAGAUAGAUGCUAUUGUUCACAUCUCAAACAAUGACUCAGCAGAGACUGCUGUCAUUAUCACCCACACCAAGGUGCUGAAUAGCAUGCUCAAAGAUAUCUGUGCUGCUCUGCUAGAGGCUGAUGUGAACAUCCGACUGGUGAAACAGCUCAGAGAGAAUGUCAGAUCUGUUAUUGAUUUUGAUGAGAUGGCCGGAGGUCUCAACAAGCGUCGCAUGAUCCAGUCAGCUGUGUUCAAAGAGCUUGUGAAGUUGAUCGAUCCUGGUGUGAAGGCCUGGCAACCCAGUAAAGGCAGGAACAACGUCAUUAUGUUUGUUGGUCUGCAGGGAUCUGGAAAGACCACAACUUGCACAAAGCUGGCCUACUACUAUCAGCGAAAAGGCUGGAAGACUUGCCUGAUCUGUGCUGAUACUUUCCGUGCUGGAGCUUUCGACCAGCUGAAACAGAACGCUACCAAAGCCAGAAUUCCGUUCUACGGAAGCUACACAGAGAUUGAUCCUGUGGUGAUAGCCCAGGAGGGUGUGGACAAGUUCAAAGAUGAAAACUUUGAGAUCAUCAUCGUGGACACCAGUGGUCGACACAAGCAGCAGGAUUCUCUGUUUGAAGAAAUGUUGCAAGUGGAGCAGGCUGUCCGGCCAGACAAUAUCAUUUUUGUGAUGGACGCUACCAUUGGUCAGGCUUGUGAAGUCCAGGCAAAAGCUUUCAAGGACAAAGUAGAUGUGGCCUCUGUGAUCAUCACAAAGUUGGACGGUCAUGCUAAAGGUGGUGGAGCUCUCAGCGCGUAA